CGUGCGUGUGACGUCAGGGCGUGGUCAGUUGCUGGAAGGUUCUGGCGGCGGCGGCGCUCAGAAAGGCUUCAAGAUGAUGUCCGCACCAGUUAUCCUCCUCAAGGAGGGAACAGACACUUCCCAAGGGACUCCACAACUGAUCAGCAACAUUAAUGCCUGCCAGGUUAUUGCUGAGGCCGUUCGUACCACACUUGGACCACGUGGGAUGGACAAGCUCAUCGUGGAUGACAGAGGGAAAGCUACUGUUUCAAAUGAUGGAGCCACUAUCUUGAAGCUUCUUGAUGUUGUUCACCCAGCUGCAAAAACCCUUGUGGACAUUGCAAAAUCACAGGAUGCUGAGGUGGGCGAUGGGACCACUUCUGUUACUCUACUCGCUGCAGAAUUUCUGAGACAGAUCAAACCCUAUGUGGAAGAGGGGCUUCACCCCCAGGUUAUCAUCCGAUCCUUCCGUAGAGCUACAGAGCUGGCCUUGGAAAAGAUCAAAGCCAUUGCUGUAACUGUGAAGAAAGACAGCAAAGAGCUUCAGAGAGAGCUUUUUGAGAAAUGUGCUGCUACUGCCCUCAGCUCCAAACUGAUUGCCCUUCAGAAAGGUUUCUUCUCCAUGAUGGUGGUAGAUGCAGUCAUGAUGUUGGAUGACCUUCUCCCACUGAAAAUGAUUGGGAUAAAGAAAGUUCAGGGAGGAGGUCUCGAGGAAUCUCAACUAAUAGCUGGCGUCGCCUUUAAGAAAACAUUCUCUUAUGCUGGAUUUGAAAUGCAACCCAAGAAGUACGAGAAACCUAAAAUUGCACUUCUGAACGUGGAGCUGGAGCUCAAAGCUGAGAAGGAUAAUGCCGAGAUUCGGGUGAACAGUGUUGAGGACUAUCAGGCAAUUGUUGAUGCAGAGUGGAAUAUCCUUUAUGAUAAACUUGAGAAAAUUCAUCUGUCUGGGGCCAAAGUUGUGCUGUCUAAGCUUCCAAUUGGAGAUGUGGCAACCCAGUAUUUUGCAGACAGAGACAUGUUCUGUGCUGGCAGGGUCCCAGAGGAGGAUCUUAAGCGUACUAUGAUGGCUUGCGGUGGUUCCAUUCAGACCAGUGUUAAUGCGUUGACAGGUGACGUAUUGGGUCAGUGCACACUCUUUGAGGAGGCCCAGGUUGGAAGUGAAAGAUAUAACUUCUUCACUGGGUGUCCCAAGGCCAAGACCUGUACGAUCAUUCUUAGAGGGGGUUCAGAGCAGUUUAUGGAAGAGACUGAGCGUUCCCUUCAUGAUGCAAUAAUGAUUGUUAGACGAGCCAUCAAGAAUGACUCUGUUGUUGCCGGGGGAGGUGCUAUUGAGAUGGAAAUCUCUAGGCACCUCCGAGAUUAUUCGAGAACCAUCCCCGGCAAACAGCAGCUGCUGAUUGGGGCAUAUGCCAAGGCCCUUGAGGUGAUUCCCCGACAACUGUGUGACAAUGCUGGUUUUGAUGCCACAAACAUCCUCAACAAGCUGCGUGCCAAACAUGCUCAGGGUGGAAUGUGGUACGGAGUUGAUGUGAACAAUGAAGAUAUUGCCGAUAAUUUUGAGUCCUGUGUUUGGGAGCCUGCUGUAGUGCGUAUCAAUGCCCUCACCGCUGCCUCAGAGGCAGCCUGCUUGAUCCUGUCUGUUGAUGAGACCAUCAAAAAUCCACGCUCCACUGUGGACUCAUCAGCCAUGCCAAAGGGCCGGGGCAGAGGCAGGCCACAUGCGCACUGAGGCAACCUGGCAAGUGGUUUCUGCUUGUUCUGACCUGAUAACAAUAACAACCAAGAAGCUGCGGAGUCCAGCUGGCACUAUGGCCUAACACCAUAUUGUUGCUGGACUCAGGUACUCACUGCAAGCAGCUUCUUCAUGUUAUUACUGUAGAGUCAGACCCCGGGAACAGCAGCUCUAUUUAUUGUUUUCAUUUUUAGUUGUGGACAGAAAUGUCUGGAGAAAAUAAAGUUCCAGUUUUUGGUCAA
Chiloscyllium plagiosum (whitespotted bambooshark) is the source of this 1953-nucleotide messenger RNA. RefSeq names its product chaperonin containing TCP1, subunit 7 (eta) (gene cct7). Gene Ontology annotation, molecular function: ATP binding; ATP hydrolysis activity; ATP-dependent protein folding chaperone. Gene Ontology annotation, biological process: protein folding. The record is from RefSeq and is a predicted model, not a curated record. NCBI's taxonomy places the organism in Eukaryota, Metazoa, Chordata, Chondrichthyes, Orectolobiformes, Hemiscylliidae.